Molecule: messenger RNA, 696 nt
Organism: Ordospora colligata OC4
Lineage: Eukaryota; Fungi; Microsporidia; Ordosporidae
Exons: 1
Coding region: 1-696 (231 amino acids)
Molecular function (GO): phosphatidylinositol-4-phosphate binding
Source: RefSeq, a predicted model, not a curated record
AUGGAAGAAAUAUCCACACGUAGGCGAGACCAUGCACAAAGCACAUCAGAUCGCUGUAGUCUGGUGUUGUGCGAGCAAUUGGUGAUUCUUCUGAGAACAAGAAACGAAAUAAAGUUUCUGUGCAAUCGAGUUUCGCUGUCUCUCCGAGCAUGCAUAAUAGUUGAUCUUGCACUUAGAAAAUCCAUAGAGCUGGUUGAGGGCAAGGUUGUUGGAAAAGCCCAGCCAGUGGGUAAUCCUCUUUUGCAGGAAGCCAUGGGCAAGAUAUACAUGGCACAGCUUCCUCCGGACGAGCUCAUGUACAGACUGAAUGGAGAAAAAAGGGGAGGAAGCAUUCAUAUGAAGAAUGUCCGACGAAGGGUUUAUAAGAGCCUUGAGGAAAAGCGCAUAUGCAAAGUUGGAAGCAAAAACAUGAUAUUUAACAAGAUAACAAUGUGUGAUUACAAUGUGAGAGUUGAGUUGAUAAAUUAUAUCAAGCUGUAUUUGGUGAAUGGAAAUGAAGAUGACUACAAGGCAGAAGCAUUGGUGGUGUGUUUGAUAUUUUGUUGUGCACUGGAUAGCAUUCUCGUGUGCAUGACAGAAAAAGAAGCAAUUGCAUCUGAAGUCAGUAUCAAAAGGAUCAGGGAGAAAUAUAGCAUAAAGAGACCACCUACAGGUGCAAUUAUUCCAGUCGUUCUCAAUGCGCUUCUGAAUGCAUAA